This is a messenger RNA of Cynoglossus semilaevis (tongue sole), 1704 nucleotides long. RefSeq names its product hyaluronan and proteoglycan link protein 2 (gene hapln2). Gene Ontology annotation, biological process: skeletal system development; central nervous system development; positive regulation of neuroblast proliferation. The record is from RefSeq and is a predicted model, not a curated record. Gene Ontology annotation, cellular component: perineuronal net; synapse. Lineage: Eukaryota; Metazoa; Chordata; Actinopteri; Pleuronectiformes; Cynoglossidae. Gene Ontology annotation, molecular function: hyaluronic acid binding. The transcript is spliced from 6 exons. Bases 149 to 1213 code for a protein of 354 amino acids.
CAUCGUUUGUUUGUCUGCUGAACAGUUAAAACAACGGGCGACACAACGGCAGCAGCAUAUGCUUCAUAAUGUGAUGGGCGAUCUGUGAACUUUCUGACGACCAAAUAUUAGCAUCAUGAUAUGACCGCAGAGAAGGACAACUGGAAAAAUGGAUCUUAUCAACUUUACAGGAAAAGACAUCGUGAGGACCUUCAAAAUGAACUGGGCUUUACUCCUGCUUUUAGCAUCAUGCUGCAUCACCUGGUCAACAGCUGAACACAGCACCAGCAGUGCAGAGCCCAGGAAGCUGAAGUAUCUGAUCAACCCUCCUGUGUUCGCUGAGGUCAUUGGACGGAGGGGAGAUAAUGUCACACUGCCGUGUAUUCUGCAAUCUAAACCCAACUUUUACAAAGUCAAGUGGACCAAGCUGCAGCCAGGUCACGUGGGGCCGGAGAACAUCAUCAUGAUUUCAAAUUCACACGCCUUCAAGCCUUACGGUCAUCUCGGAUUGAGGGCGUCUCUUCGGAAUGCUCACAGCUUGGACGCAUCUCUCACGGUGACGAAUCUGGAGCUGGGAGACAGUGGCGCGUAUAGAUGUGAGCUGAUCAAUGGCAUCGAGGAUGAGAGUGUUCAGAUCACUCUGAGGGUUGAAGGUGUGGUUUUCCCAUACCAGAGCAAAAAUGGACGCUACAAACUCACUUUCCAUGAGGCCAGGGCUGUUUGUGCUGAACAAGAUGGAAUAUUAGCUACGUAUGACCAGCUCUACAGAGCCUGGACGGAGGGUCUGGACUGGUGUAAUGCGGGCUGGCUUGCUGACGGGACUGUCCAGUACCCAAUCCUCUAUCCUCGACCCGUCUGUGGGGGAGGACCACUUCCUGGCAUUCGCAGUUAUGGACCAAAAAACAAGCAGCGAGAUCAAUUCGAUGCCUUCUGCUUCACCUCUCAGAUGUCUGGCGUCGUCUACUAUAUAUCAGGGGCUUUUUCCUUCCAGCAGGCGACACACGCAUGUCAACGUCAGUCGGCUGAGUUAGCCUUAGUUGGACAGCUUUAUGCCGCCUGGUACUUCCACAAUUAUGACCAGUGUGACGGUGGGUGGCUCAGAGACGGCAGUGUUCGAUUCCCCAUCCGGAACCCUAGAGAGCGCUGUGGAAGCACUUAUGAGGCAGGAGUGCGUACGUUUGGAUUUCCUGACAAGACAACACACCUUUACGGAGCCUAUUGUUAUAGAUUAUAACACAUGUGCAAAGUACGCAUCGUUUUAUCACCACAUUUCUACACAUCAUUUCUCCUCACUGUUGCACAAGACAAAGCCUAACCUCGUUAAAAACGCAGUAAGGUGAUUGACCGAGAAAACAAAUGCAGUACACAUGUAGGUCAGUACGGUAUGACUGAUAAGUGGCAUUUGCUGCAAUUAGAUUUGACCACAUUCACGUAUUUCACAUCGCUUUGAUAUUUCACAGUUUUGCAAAUUAUUCAAUAAUAGUGGAAAAACAAAAUGAAUAAUUUACAUGUAUUAACAUAUGCUCCCUGGUCUGAUUUUAUCCUUUCUCCUUCUAAUGGACAGUGCAUGGGAACAACCAGAGAGUGGAAGUAAAGGGUGCAAAACCAAACACAACACAAUCAUGCAUUAAAAAACCAGUGUUCAUUUUUAACUGUUCUAGAACUAACAGGCUGGGUGCCAUUAAUCCUGCCCUACUAAGUUAUUAAAGACAUGUUCAGGUGUGA